AUGUCGACGCCUGAAAACCGAAGGACUACUAUAGCUCACCACGUUUCCAUUCUGUCGAAACGUUUCGAAGCGGAUACAUCGAAUGUCACAGACAUAAUGAAGUUUGUAGACAAGCUCGAACAAAGUGUGGACAAUUCACCUGAAACUGAGACUAAAUCAAAUGAUGCAUUUACAAAUCUCUUCCAGGAAAGCCCUUUUUCCGGGGAAUUUAUUCAGGACUAUGAAAACUUGGCGCAUAAGAAUUGUAAGGAAUUGCCGCAGAUGGUAGAGCUGUUAUCACUUUUGAGAUCGGAUUUUGAGACUUCGCAAGUUCUAGCGAAUUUUGUAAUACCCGGUAAAGACAUCAGAAGAAUUACUCCCGCUGAUAUACCAAUUAGCCCGCUUUUAAAACAGCUUCACGACAAUCUCCUGAUACCGUUAUAUGAGGGACAGCUCAACCUAAGUAAUGCUGAUGAAAAUCAUGUACUUGCGUCAGUUUUUUCAUCACUCAGUACAAGCACGCCUAUUUGUCGGCCUAGUACUAAGAAAUCAAAGGAUAUUUCUGAAACAAAACCCCCUCACAAUUCAACUGUGGAACCAAAAUGGUGGCACUCUAACGCAACACUUUCGGGAGACUUCUUGCCGAUUUCUGUUUUAACUCCUUCCCAGCCACUUCCAAUCGAAUCCCUUUCAAUCACUAUUCAGGAAUAUGUUAUUGUCAGUGAUCUCAUUCAGUGCCUACAGGGUAACCAAGGAAUAUAUAUUAAACCCCUUCCACUGCAAAAUCGGGACUCAAUUCGAGCGUUCACAGUAGAUGAUAAAAUAACUCCCACUCUAUUAGAUACUGUGAGUAAAAUUCUUCAGGUAUGCUCGGAUUACUCAACCAUAACUAGAUUUGUAUAUGAUAAUUCAGCUUUGGAGCGUGGAUUGGUUAAUCAUUCAUUAGCUGGUGCAAUGCGUUUUUUUCUUCUUCAUGAUCAUACCAUUCUGGUAUGCACAUUAGAAUAUUUUCAUAAAAGAAAUGAAUUGGGAAUUGUAAAACUUUAUUUCUAUCUUCACGAAACAGCUAUAAUCUUUAAUCAUAUCACUCGUCUUAUUAUGGAUAUUAAUUCGACAAAGUGUUCUGGUGGUGCAGUAUUAUCAAUAUUGUGGGACUGUAUGCAGUCGGUGCGUAAUGUAAAACAGGUGUAUAAAGUGAUGCGUCGUCUCGUGUACUGUGCUAGUGUACCGUUUUUCGGAAUCCUUAAAAAAUGGUUAUAUCGUGGAAUAAUUUCGGAUCCAUAUAAGGAGUUUUUUAUAACAGCUGAAAACGUAACUGAUUUGUCUGAUCACAGUAAAUCACCUCCAAGAAAUCUUUACUCAAGCCCACUUCAAUUUGAUCGUCUCACUAGAAGUUAUGUGGACUGGGCAUACUUCUGGGAGUCACAUUAUUCCAUUGUGUUCUCAAAUCUACCACGUUUUCUUGAGGACAGUGCUUCCAAGAUACUGGAUACAGGAAAGUAUCUGAACGUUGUGCAGCUAUGUGGUGAUCAUUAUGAACUUCCUGUUUGUGAGGCUAUUGCUUAUAAUGAAGAGCAUUCAAUAUUCCUGGAUAAAAUUAACAAAGCCUAUUCGUAUGCUAGCCGUUUAUUGUUGGAUUUGAUGCUGAAGCAGAAAGACUUGAAACAACACCUCAAAUCUGUCAAACGUUUUUUUCUGAUGGAUCAAGGAGAUUUCGUUGUCCACUUUAUGGAUGCUGCUGAAGGAGAACUACGCAAAUCCAGCGAAGCUAUUUCCGAGUCACGCCUUGGCUCGCUUUUAGAGUUGGCGGUUAGAAUUAGUUCAGCAACUGCUGAUCCAUUCAAAGACAAUUUAAAAGUUGUGGUAUUUCGAUAUGAUCUGAUCACUCAGAUUUUCAUGGUUUUACGCGCUGGAUCCAAAGAGGAACAAGGCAUUUAUGUUGAAGACAAAAAUCUUUCUGGAUUUGAAUCGUUUUCUUUGGAUUAUAAAGUUGAUUGGCCAGUUGAUCUUGUUCUAAAUCGUCAAGUUAUGGAUCGUUAUCAAAUGCUUUUCCGGCAUCUGCUUUAUUGUAAACAUGUUGAAAGAUCAUUGUGCAACUCUUGGAUCCUCGGUAAACUUGCUCGUAAAUCGGAUAAUCUAAUGACAACGUCGUUUACAGUAGCUUUUAUCUUAGCUCAAAGAAUGCUUACAUUUAUUCAACAUUUUCAAUAUUACAUGACAGCUGAAAUUAUUGAACCAGCUUGGCAUACUUUCUUCAUGCGUUUAGAUAAGGUAUCAAAUUUGGAUAAACUUUUAGAAUCACAUCUACAUUUUCUGGAAGUAUGUUUAGAUGACUGUCUAAUGGCGAAUCCCAGACUUCUGAGUUUAGUCGGGAAAUUAUCAGUGUCAUGUGUAACAUUUUCAAAUUUUAUUCAGCAUUUAGCUUUUUCAAUAACUGGAAUUAAUUUAUCAUCAGAUAAUGAUCGUCAUGAUGCCAACUUCAUACCACGUUCUACUGAUUUGGGAAGAACAUUCCUUCACGAUCCCACACCGUCAACAGUUUUUGGCAGAGCAACAAACGAAUGUAGAAAUGCACUUUAUGGAUCCCUGAACGGUUCAAUGGAAUCAUUAGCAAAAGUCACUAGGGAAGAAUUCGGUAGGAUGAGCUUAUCGGAUGAUUUAGCUCAGACAAUUGCCAACUUUGAUAUGAAUUUCAAUCGACAUUUAGUUGAACUUCUUAAAGAAAUCGCAAUAUAUACACAUUCCCAAAGCAAGCUGUCAGGUUUAAUAUCAAGACUUGAUUUUAAUGAGUACUACACCAACUACAGGCUGCAACAAGAAAGGAAAGAAUCGAACGGUUUUUCGCGUGAUCAACAUGACAGUUCUUUUGCUGAACACAAACCAAUGUCACAACUAAACACAUCUGAUGACGAUGAUUAUAUUUAA
Molecule: messenger RNA, 2904 nt
Organism: Trichobilharzia regenti
Lineage: Eukaryota; Metazoa; Platyhelminthes; Trematoda; Strigeidida; Schistosomatidae
Source: the annotation of a GenBank genome assembly